Molecule: messenger RNA, 1937 nt
Organism: Armigeres subalbatus
Lineage: Eukaryota; Metazoa; Arthropoda; Insecta; Diptera; Culicidae
Product: zinc finger protein 189-like
Exons: 2
Coding region: 163-1806 (547 amino acids)
Biological process (GO): regulation of transcription by RNA polymerase II
Cellular component (GO): nucleus
Molecular function (GO): DNA-binding transcription factor activity, RNA polymerase II-specific; zinc ion binding; RNA polymerase II transcription regulatory region sequence-specific DNA binding
Source: RefSeq, a predicted model, not a curated record
GUUUUCGAGUUGUUGACGCUGGUGGCGGUGCUUCUGCUUCUGAUGGCAUUUACAUUACACAUUUCUGGUGCCGGUCGUGGACGUCGCGAAACGCAUGAAUAUGAAGUGAAGCGAUUUUCCAAUUUUUUCGAAGUUUUUUGUUGAAAUUUCUCAUUUUAUACGAUGGAGGAAGAGUUUGUUAUAGUGCCAAGCGGAGCACCUGAUUCCUACUGCCGGUUAUGUUUAUCGGAGGCCAAUGUUGAACCUUUGCUGUUAGCAGCGAACCAAUUACUGCAGCCAAAGCACGCAUUGCUGCAGCUCAUUAAACGCUACAUGGAAAUUGACCUUUUGACUUUGGUGGACAGUCCUUGCGGAAUCUGUAGCACCUGUCGGUUGUUAUUGGAAGAAUUUGAGAACUUCCGGGAAAGAUGCCUGCGAUGUGACUUUGUUCUCAACGGGAAACAAAAAGACGAUAUCCAGAAUGGAUCGGAUCUACCGUUCCAGUGUAGCAAAUGUCCGAUCAAGUUUCGCUUCAAGUCGGAGUAUGAGAAACAUUGGAAAUCGUCCCACGAUCUGCCGCACCAUUGCGAUCGGUGCGAUGCCCAAUUUUCAAUGCUGAGCUUGUUGAAAUUUCAUCAGUUCCGAUAUCACGGAAAUCCUAGUGUGGGCAGUCUAAACGUGAGUUGCACGCUUUGCCCAAGGGUCUUCGUCGAUGAUAAGCAGCUGCAGUUCCACACGCAAUUACUGCAUAAUCGAGCGGCAACUGAGGAGGAAUUCGCUCCUCCAAAAAAGAAAAGAAAACUGAACAAGUCGGUAAAACAUAAGCAGGACGGUCAAAGCAAAAAGCCCCUUGAAUGUGAAGUGUGCAAAGCACAAUAUUACUUUAUUGGAUCUUUAAGGCGUCAUUUAAGCGAUGGACAUGGAAUUAUGUUGAGGGCUCCAAUUGGAACGGAUCAGCAAAAGGGGGCUACUGCUGAUCGAGUUGAAAUACGUCAACCAGAGAUUGCAGUAAUAACUGCUAAUUCAUCUGCACCAGUAAUUGUUCCUCCUCCUGUAAUUCCUAGAACCUCGGAGAAUCCGGAAAUAAAAUCUGAGCUGCCAGAUGAUGUUAGCACCACUUGCAGGACCGUUGUUCCUGACUAUGAUCAAAAACCGCUUAUGGACGAUUUAAGCCAAAUGCUCAUUUCCAAAAUUGAAAAAGACGAGGCGAUAGUUUCAUCGGAAAUUCCUCAAUACCAAGUGUUAUCUCCAUUCGUUAUCGCUAUUGAACGGUUGGAUCCUAAUUUAGCUCCACCGGUUCUAAACUACGAAAUUCCUCUUGGGAGGAUUUUUUACGCACAGCAGCAGCAACUACCCGAAUUGAACACCACCGACCAGCUCGACCAAGAAAUUGCGAUGAACUAUCCAUCAUACACGCAACAAGUUAGAAAGCUGUUCGUUUGUGUGAUUUGUCAGCAAAAGUUUACUAAUUCGGGGUCGCUCAAUCUUCAUACGCAGUUCGUUCACCACGGCAUCGCUUACCAGUGCACCGAAUGUGGGAAGCAGUUUGCACUGCGGAGCAGACUCGAGCGGCAUGCCUACGUGCACAGGAGCGAGUACCCUUACAGAUGCGACGAAUGCCCGAUGAUGUUCAUCCAGCAGUACACGAUGAGGAAGCACAAGACGAAAUAUCACGUUCCCGGUGCACCCGCUCAGGUUAUCCGGUUUUGUCCGUACUGCAACCGGGCGUUCAACACGAAGAACUCCCUUCGUGGGCAUAUGGCGCUAAUCCAUCGCAAGCCGUACACGGGCGAUGCGCACGAACAAGCGGCAGCGAUGGAAAUGUGAAUUUGCUUUUUUUUUUGUAUAUCAUUCUAAUGCCAAGUUUGUCAACAUGUUAUCCAAUUAUUUUAUGGAUAUUUAUAUAAAAAAUUGAAGUAUGAAUUAAAAAUUGAAAUAUGAGUUUCCGAUAAAAUGUU